This is a messenger RNA of Striga asiatica, 2121 nucleotides long. The record is from the annotation of a GenBank genome assembly. NCBI's taxonomy places the organism in Eukaryota, Viridiplantae, Streptophyta, Magnoliopsida, Lamiales, Orobanchaceae.
UAAUAAGCAGCUUAAAUUUUUUAUAGUCCGACUCAAUUGUCACAGUGACACUUUCCCGAAAAACAAACAUUUGUCAUUUUCAUUCCAUUUUCAUAAUCUUGCUUAAGAACUCGGAAAGCCACUGCUUUCAGAAAUUUCAUGGCCUUUUUCACAGGUUAAUGCUGAAAGAAUAUAAAUGAUGAAUCUACCGGAAAUAUACUUCACCGGGACUUGAAAAACUCGAUCCUUUCGUCGCAAACUUCUCCAUAUCAAUCGCUCGUUUGCUUCAAGAAUCUAUAAUAUGAUUACGAAAGAUAACUCGGGCACAAUUGACACGGCCAAAUAUGUCUUCUCAAAGUACUACGAGUACUUACCUUACAUGCGCCUAGAAAAGGAAAGCAUUCUCAACGUCUUGCAUUCUCGUGAAACGGGCACGAAUACCAAAUCUCGCAACAAGUCAAAGUCAAACCCAAAAUGGUCGUCUUUUACUAGAAAAAGUCAAUGCUUCUAUACGAGGUCGUUGUGUGCCGCGAAAAUCGGGCGGCCGCUUUUUUAUUCUAUCACUAAUGUGGAAAAAGGCGUUGACAAGAGGCUUAGACCUAGGCAAUUCGAAUACAAUCCAUUAGAUUCUGGCUUAAUGGCAAUCGGAACUCUUGAUGGCGAGGUGAUUGUGGUCAACCACGAGACGGGGAAUAUUGUGUCCCGUGUGGCCUCGUGUGGGGAUAUGAAUAGUAUUCUCGGUCUCUGUUGGCUCAAGGAACAACCCUCUAAGCUCCUAGUGGGCUCCGAUAACGGCUCGUUGAGAUUGUACGACGUCAACUGUGACGCCCUGAAAUCGUCCAAGGACUGCUAUUGCGACCCGGUUGUGACCUUUGACGACUUCGAGCAGCUGACAUCGGUUCACGUCAACUCGACAGACGACCGCUGUCUGGCGAGCGGCUACUCGAAGAAAGUCGCGAUUUACGACAUCGCUAGUGGCAAAAGGUUACAACUUUUAUCGGACAUGCAUCGUGAGCCCAUAAAUGUCGCCAAAUUUUCGAACCAUUCCCCGAGCAUGUUCGUGACCUCGUCGUUCGAUCGUGACGUGAAGAUGUGGGACACGAGGCAGAAGCCCGUGGGCCCGUGCUUCUCGGCCCGAAGCACGAGAGGAAAUGUGAUGGUCGUGUUCUCGCCUGACGAUCUUUAUUUGUUGGUCUCGGCCGUUGAUAAUGAGGUGAAGCAACUUCUAUCGGUGGAUGGGAGGCUUCACACUGAUUUCGGCAUAGUGUCGACCGGAAGUGCUCAUAACUACACUCGAUCUUAUUACAUGAACGGAAGAGAUUACAUCAUUAGUGGGAGCUGUGAAGAAUCGACGGUUCGUGUUUGUUGUGCUCAAACGGGCAGGCGACUUAACGACAUUUCUUUGGAGGAUAUGAGAUGGGGGAGCUCGAUUUUUGUGCAAUCGUUGAGAAGCGAUCCUUUUAGACAUUUCAACAUGGCGAUCCUUGCAGCCUACGCUCGACCGAUGUCCAAAUACGAAAUUAUUAAGGUCGACUUGCUCUCGUCUAGUCACUCUAAUGAAGAAAAUCAAGAAGGCUUGAGCGUCAACAAUUCCUACUGUAAGGGUGGCUAAUUAUGUACAUUUCCACUUUGGAUUUUGAUCCUAUUAUUCAAUUGAUGGGUUGUAUUUAUUUUUCACUUCUCUAUGUAUAUAUUUAUUUUUAUUAUUUACUUUUCUUUUUUGGUCCAAGAAAUGUGACGGGACGCAAUGGAGCAAAAUCCUACUAAAGCUCGAGUGUAACACAAUGUCCGCAUGGAAUGAAGAAGCAGUUUCUUUGGUCGUCAUAGCAAAUGACACAUAUUUUGCCGUCAUACAAAUCCUCUGAUGAAGAUGAGCAACUGUUGUUGCUGCCCGAUUCGAAGUGAUCGUCACUAUCGUUCGUGCCAUAAAUAGUAACCACAAACUCUUGACCUUUCGAAGGCAAUAAUGUGGUACUCUCGGUUGGUCUCCGUGAAGCAUUACUUGAUUCGUCUCCAUCCGAGAUCCACAAGAGUUUCACGAUCAAUGCCAUCACCAUCAAGAAUAUCGCUGAGAUAUUUUAUAUUUUUUCACAUGAGAAAAAUAGUAGUUACCCUUCGCUGGCAAUAAUAAUAAUAAUAAUA